This is a messenger RNA of Oncorhynchus masou masou (cherry salmon), 1931 nucleotides long. RefSeq names its product epithelial stromal interaction 1 (gene epsti1). Lineage: Eukaryota; Metazoa; Chordata; Actinopteri; Salmoniformes; Salmonidae. The record is from RefSeq and is a predicted model, not a curated record. Bases 82 to 1245 code for a protein of 387 amino acids. The transcript is spliced from 11 exons.
CACAGGGGGGUAGGGGCUUCUCCAAUUUACCGGCGUCUCAGACAGUUCUGUGUCAGUAGCCAUAGGAUAUAGGCUGCAACCAUGGACGACCAGGGAUAUUAUAGUAAUAAUAGAAUCAAUUCAGGAGUUAAUCGGAGAGCGAAUAGGCAGUCUGGAAAUAAUGCAUGGCAAGAGCCCGGGGAUUCCAAUCCUAAUGUCAAUGCUAACGCACCUGUUAACGCGAACACCGACCCACAAACACAGCAGGAUCCAACUCAGCCUCGACAUUCAGAUGGGUUCACCAUGUUACCACCCAUUGAAUCACGAAGGAGUAAACUACAAAUGAUGGCUCAGAAAGAAGAGGAGGAUUUACAGAGAUGGAAGGAAGCAAACAGACCUGGUCCUGUCCAGCUGGCCCCAGAGAGGCUAGGUGGUGCUGUGUCAUUGGCUGAGGCCAGAGAGAGGCAGCUGUUGGAGUUACGCCGAUCUAAACUGCAGAAACAGCUGAGAAAAGAGGAGAUGGACCGGCAACGGAAACAGGCUGAGGAAGAGGAGAAUGACAGGAUGAAGGCUAAACAGCGGGAGAAGGCUGAGAGACUGGAGGAGAGGAGAGAACAGGAGGAGAGGCAGAGGAGAGAAAUUCUCCAACAGGACCACCUCAGGAAGACAAAGCAGUUCCUUCAGAGGGUGGAGAGGUCAGAUGCAGCUCCAUUGGCAGUGACUAGUGCCUCACACACAUCACCCUGGAGUCCUGAGACCCUGUUUUCUUAUGUUCCUGUCCUGCAGGCCAGAGCCCAGGAAUACAGGUCAGAGAGGAGAGAGGAGGAGAACACCGCUCUACAGCUGAAGAAGGAGGAACAGAGGAAGAAGACUGAGGUUUUGGAGGAGAAAGAGAGUGAUCAAGAGGAGGAGAGGAUGAGAGAAUUGAGAAGGGGGAGAUCAGCUUUCCUCGACCGACUGCAGGGUGGGGUCACAGAGGUUGCAGGGGGGCAUAUUGAGCUACAGCGCCCCCCUGUGGCUAUGGAGGAGGACAGAAGAGGCUGGCAGACCCAUAGCCAGACCUCCCGACCACAAGACACCUUUACAUCCCCGGAGCCUGACCCAGCACACAGCACCUCAGAGUGGCGAGAGGAGACCAAUCCAGACUUUGAGUGGGUUGUGAUGAAGCUUCAGAAUAGCUUCACGUUCUGUGAGAGACCCUUUCUGGAGGACAUCGUCAUUCAGUGUAACGGAGACUAUCAACAGGCCUAUGACUUACUUAUCUAGUGUUGCGGAGACUACCAACAGGCAUGUGUGUUAGUCUAAUGUCAACCCUUGUGUAUUAACUUUUAGUGCUGAAUCUUCCUCAUAUCUUCAUCUAGUACUAAUAAUAUUCUGAACCUUGAAAGUAAUAGUACAAUUGUGAAACUUGAUUCCGUAAUAAUGAUAAUAUUGUGAAACUUGACAAUAUCUAUGGAUCAAGUAAUGAUACUAUUGUGAAAGGUAAUAUCUUAGUAAUAAUAAUAGAGUGAAACUACUUAAUUUCUUCAGCACAAAUUACAAAUUGCUCCAUUGUGUCUGACAUUGAUUUAGGAUGUUUUUUACAAAUGAGUUGUAGGUCACUAGGAUGAGUCAGCAUCUUUAUAUCCAUUUGGCUUUUAACAAGCUCAUUGUGUUGUUAUGGAAACAUCUGUCCUGUUUUCUGUUUCUCUGAAUAAAGGCUAAUCACAAUAGCAUGUUGGCUAUCCAUUACAAGGGUUUGUCAUCUGUAUGAUGGACAACAAUAGACCGUCUCCCUUGGUGUGUCCUAUUAGAUAAUAUAUUGGGUCUUUAUGUUCUGUGUCACCUCUGGUUUUGCUGAGAUGUUUGACUUUUCACUUUGUAUUCUUCAGAUGUUUCCCUGAUUGAAUUAGUAUUGUGAUGUUUGGGUCAGCUAUCCAGGGCUGUGCUUAAUAAAUCGUUGUUCAACACGA